This is a messenger RNA of Limulus polyphemus (Atlantic horseshoe crab), 4226 nucleotides long. RefSeq names its product transient receptor potential cation channel subfamily A member 1-like. Gene Ontology annotation, biological process: transmembrane transport; monoatomic ion transport. The transcript is spliced from 25 exons. Lineage: Eukaryota; Metazoa; Arthropoda; Merostomata; Xiphosura; Limulidae. The coding region runs from base 80 to 3688 and encodes 1202 amino acids. Gene Ontology annotation, molecular function: monoatomic ion channel activity; protein binding. Gene Ontology annotation, cellular component: membrane. The record is from RefSeq and is a predicted model, not a curated record.
UGCAGUAAGCAGCCAAUAUUUUCAGUAAACUUCAGUAAAUAUCUUUUGACCGAAAGCUCUUUCUCGCUGCAUUUUAGACAUGCAUAAAGUUUCCACACUUCUACAAACAAUACAGUCUUGGCGGCAAGAACAAAGGAGUCGUUUCCGGUUACCAGUCUCGGUUGCAAGUCCUGAGAAAGUGAUCCACAGUAAGGACAAUCUUUCGCUGCUAAGGAAAGGUGUCACCGAAGAGCAAGAAAUGCAGGUGGUUGUACCCAUGACGGCUCAGAAUCAAUCUUCUCUCGCAUAUCUCCAGAAAAAGCUCGGAGAGAAAUUCUGCGGAGCAGUUUGCGAUAUUCGAGACAGUCCAAUGCGGAUAAUAAAGGCUGCUGCAAGUGGAAAUCUUGAAGAACUUGACAGACUGAUGACUGGUGAUGAAAAACGUCUGAAUUACCGUGAUAAAAAAGGUCGUACGGCUCUGCAUCAUGCUGCAUCACAAAAUAGAGUCGAGUGUGUUCAAUUUAUCCACGAACAUGGGGGAGAUAUAAAUGCCCAAGAUUAUGACGGUAACACAGCACUCCAUCUGGCGGUUGAAAGUAAUGCAUUAGAAACAAUAAGCUAUCUGCUGUCCAACAAGGCUGACUCAUCAAUCCGUAAUAAUGAAAUGAAUGGUCCAAUUCAUUUAGCUACAGAGUUAAAUAGAGUUGAGGUCCUCGAGGAAAUGGUAAAUCAUAAAAGUCAGGUGGACACAUGCCUACGAGGAAAGCAUGGCCGACGGGCACUACAUGUGGCAGCCAUAUAUGACCAUGCUGACUGUGCGAGGAUACUGCUAAGUCAACUGAAAUGUUGCCCAAGAAUUCCGUGCGAUAAUGGCUACUAUCCAAUCCAUGAAGCAGCCAAAAAUGGAUCUGCUAAUGCAAUGGCAGCAUUGUUGGAGUGGGGUGAAUCAAUUGGUGUUUCACGUCAAGAAAUGCUGAAGCUAUAUGACACUGAUGGUAAUGUUCCUCUCCAUUCAGCAGUCCACUCUGGAGACAUCAAGGCGGUAAACCUCUGUCUUGAAAGUGGCGCCCUUAUCAGCACCCAACAACACGAUCUGUCAACUCCAGUGCACCUAGCUUGUGCCCAGGGUGCCAUAGAAAUUGUAAAGUUGAUGUUUAAUGCUCAGCCAGAGGAAAAAAGCGUCUGUUUGAAUACCAGUGAUGCCCAACAGAUGACGCCACUGCACUGUGCUGCAAUGUUUGACCACGAUGCUUUAGUUGAGUAUCUUGUGAAUGAGGGAGCUAAUAUCAAUGCUGUGGACAAAGAAGGAAGAACAGUGUUGCUAUUAGCAGCCGCCAGGAGCGCUUGGAAAGUUAUGAAAGUUUUGCUUCAAUCAGGAGCAGAAAUGGGAACCCAGGAUAACAUGAAUCGUAAUCUUUUACAUCACAUUGUCCUUGCUGGCGGGUCUCUGGAGGACUUCUGGAAUUAUCUCAACCAGCACCAAGGUUCGAGCAUCGCCAGUUUGAUGAACGAAAGAGACGUUCACGGCUGUACCCCGAUGCACUAUGCUUCGAGGACAGGACAUCUGAAGACAAUCCGAAGUCUUUUGCGGCUAGGAGCAGUCGUCAAUCUGAAGAAUAACGAUAACCAGUCGCCCUUACACUUUGCUGCAAGGUAUGGGCGUUACAAUACAGUGCGCCACCUGUUGGAAAGUAAUCGAGGGACUUUGAUUAUUAAUGAGAUGGACGGAGAAGGAAAGACACCGUUGCACAUUGCGUCUGAAAAUGGUCAUACAAGAGUCGUGUAUUUGUUGCUUGUGAAAGGAGCUUUACUCCACAGAGAUCACAAAGGCAGAACUCCGAUGCAUUAUGCUGCUAUGAAUGGAUAUACCCAGACAAUAGAACAGCUGCUGUCAUUUCACUCUCACCUUCUGGACCAAAUGGACCGAGAUGGGAAUACAGCACUCCAUUUGGCAGCAAUGAAUAAUAAACCUGAGUCAGCGAAACUCUUGCUAACACUUGAUUGUGGUAUUCUAAGAAACAACCAGGAUAUGACUCCUGUUGACUUCGUUCUUUAUUUCAAGCACAGUGAGGUUGCUAUGGUAAUGGUCACACAUGAAACUCGCAACGCAGAAGUUCUGAAGAGUAAACUCAAAAUGUUUGGUUGUGUUGUAGAGGGACUUACUGCUGUAAUGCCGGAUGUAAUGAUGGCUGUACUAGACCGCUGUAUUUCAAAAUAUGCGUUCAUUAUGUUAUUUUAUAAAUAUACUUACGUUCAUAACAGAUAUGGGUUGGCAGCUCGGGAAUUUUGUAUUAAACAAGAUGUUUUACACUCUGGUAGCGGGUUGAUGGCCCUGACAGCAACCCGAAAGGGCGAGUUAUUAACAUACCAUAUGGUCCGUUACAAACGGGAAGAAUUGCUUUCUCAUCGUCUGUGUGUAAAAUAUCUAGAAACAAAGUGGAACUCGUAUGGCAUGUACUUUCACUUGAUGAACCUGUUCGUUUAUACGAUCUUUUUGGCCCUUGUCACAGCCAAUGCCAUCAGUCUUAUGGAUAAUAGACCAAAGUAUCCAAAUCAUAUAAGUAACUUACUUAAUAACUCGGUGGAUAAUGGAUCUUCUGGAAUAGCUUCUGCUGAGGGACAGAGGCUGAGGCCGCACGCCAUGUGUUCAGUCAACGCUUUAGUCGUACUUGUUUUCGUUGCUUUAAACAUAAUAAAGGAAUUCUACCAGAUGUACACACAGCGAGUAAAGUACUUUUUGGAUAUAAUCAACACGGUAGAGUGGGGGCUCUACAUUACAAGUGGGUUACUAGGGGCAACGAAUAUCAUCCCCGGAAUCUUAGACUACAGCACCGAUUACAUUGUAGCAGCCAUUGCUGUAUUCCUUGCUUGGUUCAACUAUCUUCUCUACUUGCAGAGAUUUAAUAGAGUCGGCAUCUACGUAGUGAUGUUUUUGGAAAUCUUAUCCACAUUGUUGAGAGUGAUGCUUGUCUUCUCCGUGCUAAUAAUUGCGUUUGGUCUGAGCUUCUUCAUCCUUCUUGGCAAAAUCGAGGGGCUGGAAGAAAAAGGUUUUUACAAUCCCGGGAUAUCUUUGGUUCGAGUCGGAACCAUGAUGCUCGGAGAAGUGGACUUUCUCGGAACUUUCUUGCGACCUUUGCGCAGUCUAGUUGGCCCAAUGUCAAGACAGUUGUUUGCUGCAAUAGUAUUUCUUAUGGGAUUUGCAAUUCUGAUGCCAAUUCUUUUGAUGAAUCUUCUGAUUGGUCUAGCUGUUGGAGACAUCGAAACGGUGAGAAGAAACGCCCAACUAAAGCGGCUAACAAUGCAGGUGGAGUCGCAUACAGACUUGGAAAGGAAGCUUCCUGAAAAUUUUUUAAAACUAGUUGACAAAAUGGAGGUUUGUGAGUAUCCAAACCGGACAAACGUGUCUUCUUACUUGUGGAGCACUAUUCAUAGCUGGUUUGCAAGUCCUCAAGAAGACUCAGGACAGCGAUCGCCCCACCUGGUGGACGGAAUUACAGAUACGUCGGAUGAUUUGGGCGAACAACUUCACGAACAGAAGAAAAAGCUUAGUGACAUAUCGAAAGCAAUGAGUGAACAACUACAGCUUCUUCGACUCAUUGUCCAGAAGAUGGAGAUUAGGACAGAGAAUGAAGACAUGGACGAAGGAGAAUAUGACUGUAUUAAAGAAUGUACUCCUAGCGAGCUUUACCGGCAUGUGACAUUACCAUAGUUACCAUUUCACACUGUUAGCGUUGUUGUGUGACAUUAUCAUAGUUACCGCUUCUCUCUGAUAGCGUUGUUAUGUGGCAUUAUCAUAGUUACCGCUUCACAUUGGUAGCAUCAUUGUGUGACCUUACCAUAGUUACCGCCUCACACUGUUAGCGUUGUUAUGUGACAUUACCAUAAUUAGAGCUUCAUACUAUUAGCGUUGUUGUGUGACAUUACCAUAGUUACCGCUUCACAUUGGUAGCAUCGUUGUGUGACAUUACCAUAGUUACCGAUUCACACUGUUAGCAUUGUUGUGUGACAUUACCAUAGUUACCGCUUUACAUUGGUAGCAUCGUUGUGUGACAUUACCAUAGUUACGCUUCUCUCCGGUAGCGUUGUUUCUGCCUAUAGACGCUGAAAGUAGCAUGGUACUGUAAUAUCUGAAUGUGUUAUAAUAUAUUAAGUGUAAGAGCCGCUUAUAAAAAGUUCAGCUUCUUCUUACGCUUGGCUUUACAAUAAAUAUUUAUUAGCAAGUCUUUAGCUAUACUCGUCCAUGUAAA